AUGACCACUCUCCAACCCCCAUUCGAUGAUUGCCUGUUUGCCCUCUCCACCAUCUCGCAUCGCCUGGAGUAUCCUCGCCCCCUCAAGCACUCCUCCCUUCAACAAAAACAUCUGAAAGUCCUAAACCUCCUAGCGUUACUAUUAAUCACCGAGCCUAAUAGUGAUGUGGCGGCUACAACUCUCAUACGCACUACUAAAUCUGUUACGAUUUUAUUCUCCAAAAAUCGCCCGUGUACUGCUCCCGAAUCAUCAUACAUCCAGACCCUCCAGGAUAUCAUCACCUCGACAACCCGAGAGACCAGUUCCAUUGAAGACACUUGUCGGCACGCCCUAUCUCUUGUCAUCGACAACUGCUCGGGAAAGGUUAAGGCGCGCCUUAACAAGCUUGUUAAUCGGCUUAAAUCAGGUUUCACAGCCAACCCGCCGUCUCCUGACACCUCUACCCUCCUUUGGGAAAGGCUUCAGUCAACAGGAUUCCCGUCCCCGUCCGACAUACCGCUUGAAAAGUCGAUCGCUCAUUGGCUCACAGCUCUCCGCAACGCACCCACUAGGGCACUAGCUGGCACCCGUGCGAGUAGUACUCUCUUCAUAGCAUACGCUAUCGGUCACACUCCAGGUAUAGACUCGGUAAUUGAUGACCCCGUCUUGCUACGUCGACUACAGAAACUCGGCGACUACUUCGCUGCCGUUUGUUGCCUUGUGGAGGGCUACAGCGAACUCGAGCCACGCCUCACCAUCACUAUUCGUGAAAUUGCACCGCCACCACCGGAAAUCAUAACUCUCAAAUAUGACAUUCUUGGUACCGUGAACGCAUGGGCCAGCCACCGAGUCCACCAUCCUCUCACCCCGGAGAGCCUCCUCUCCGCCUACCCAAGCCUCACAUCCCUGUUCGUCCCCCCCCCCAGCACCGACUGGAUCGUCCCUCCCGAUAAUCCACCCCCCAGAACCGUCACGACCUCCGUUCACGCGGAAUGCACCCUCCUCACCCAUCUCCUCACCCUCAAGCUACCAUUACUGGAACUCGGCACUUCCAAGAGCGUCUGCUGGGCCUGUGGGAGCUUUAUCGCCGCCCUUGGCAAGUCCUAUACUGGCACUAUACACCUCUCGGGGCGCCAGGGGAAGGUUCACGCGGGUUGGCGGUUCCCGGAGGGAACGUCGGUGGCAGUGAGGGACGCAGUCGAGCAGUGCUUGAGUCAUGAGAUGGAUAUUGUGCUCGCUCGAGCUGCGAGAGCGAGGCGUUCGGAUUCGGAGCCAAGCGGGUAUGAUCAGAAAAGGAAGGCAUUCAAAACGACUGUGGGUGAAAUACUGUCGGAGGAGUUUUGGAGUGCGGUGGAGUGA
Molecule: messenger RNA, 1338 nt
Organism: Morchella importuna
Lineage: Eukaryota; Fungi; Ascomycota; Pezizomycetes; Pezizales; Morchellaceae
Exons: 2
Coding region: 1-1338 (445 amino acids)
Source: RefSeq, a predicted model, not a curated record